Rhinolophus ferrumequinum (greater horseshoe bat) is the source of this 3734-nucleotide messenger RNA. RefSeq names its product cholinergic receptor muscarinic 5 (gene CHRM5). Lineage: Eukaryota; Metazoa; Chordata; Mammalia; Chiroptera; Rhinolophidae. Gene Ontology annotation, cellular component: dendrite; synapse; plasma membrane. Gene Ontology annotation, molecular function: G protein-coupled acetylcholine receptor activity; G protein-coupled serotonin receptor activity. The record is from RefSeq and is a predicted model, not a curated record. Bases 921 to 2519 code for a protein of 532 amino acids. The transcript is spliced from 2 exons. Gene Ontology annotation, biological process: gastric acid secretion; adenylate cyclase-inhibiting G protein-coupled acetylcholine receptor signaling pathway; chemical synaptic transmission.
UGGAUUCACUUCUCAAUGACAAGCUGCUCAGAGAGCACCUAUCAAACCAAAUGUGUUCAUCCGCUGCUUCCUUUUCCCUUUCAGGGCAUACUGCUGUCCAUCAGGAGAAGUAAUUAAUGGGUUUAUUAUGUAUGAAAGCGUCAUCCCAUCAGUGUGCUGUCUGAUUUGAAUAGCUCAGAGCUGCUCUUCAUUCAUGCCAAGUAUGCUCACUGUCCGGAGAUAUUGUAAAGCUGUACUUCUUUGGGGAUUUUUCCCUCUCUAUUCAAUAACAGUGUACCAGAACUAUGUUACAGAAGCACCAGGAGGACAGAAGAAGAAAUCCCUUCAUCCUCUACAGAAAGGAAGCUAACGGACUGAAAAGUUGGUAAAGGGAAGAAAAACAAGGAAAGCAAGAGAGUGCAAGAGAACAUCCAUGCUUGUAGUCCAGAUAAUUUCUAAAGCAACUUGAUUCGGGAGCUUGUAUAAUUCUGAAACAUGGACAGAACUUUUCCAGAAGGUAAAACAUCUAUAGGAAGAAUCAGGAUUUCUCAUUGCUGAGACAUUCAAUGAAUUUUUAAUAAGUUCUGAAUACUCAAGUUGUCCGUGGUCAGAUCAACAGCUAGUACCAGAAAAAGGCAAAAUUCACCCUCUAUUUCUAUAAUCCUAUCCAAAUGGAAUCUUCAUCUGUUGCAUGCUGUCCUAACUAAUGCUAUAGGAUCACCAGGAAUACAGCUAUAGAGACACUGCAAGAAAUUACAGUGCUGAAAACACGACAGGAAGUAGAGAAGGCAUUUCAGGUAUCGAAGCUUAAUAUUUCCAACCGGAGUUCAAAUUACUGAGCUUCAAACAAACCACUGCCAGAAGCUGUCUGAGAAGAGGUGAGAUAGAAAAGAGAACAGUCUAGAACCUGAUUUACUCCUAAUGUAAAUUCUUGCGCCAGGAUGGAAGGAGACUCUUACCACAAUGCAAGCAUUGUCAAUGGCACCCCAGUACACCACCAGCCUUUGGAACGCCAUGGGCUGUGGGAAGUCAUUACCGUUGCCAUUGUGACGGCUGUGGUAAGCCUGAUCACCAUCGUGGGCAACGUCUUAGUCAUGAUCUCCUUCAAAGUCAAUAGCCAGCUGAAGACAGUUAACAACUAUUACCUGCUCAGCUUAGCCUGUGCAGAUCUCAUCAUUGGGGUCUUCUCCAUGAACCUCUAUACGACCUACAUCCUCAUGGGACGCUGGGCUCUGGGCAGUCUGGCUUGUGACCUUUGGCUUGCACUGGACUACGUGGCCAGCAACGCUUCAGUCAUGAACCUUCUGGUGAUCAGUUUUGACCGUUACUUUUCUAUCACAAGACCCCUGACGUAUCGGGCCAAGCGUACCCCAAAGAGGGCCGGCAUCAUGAUUGGCUUGGCCUGGCUGAUCUCCUUCAUCCUCUGGGCCCCAGCGAUCCUGUGCUGGCAGUAUUUCGUUGGGGAACGCACGGUACCACCAGAUGAGUGCCACAUCCAGUUCCUCUCUGAGCCCACCAUCACUUUUGGCACUGCCAUUGCCGCCUUCUACAUUCCUGUCUCUGUCAUGACGAUUCUUUACUGCCGAAUCUACCGGGAAACAGAGAAGCGCACCAAGGAUCUUGCUGACCUCCAGGGCUCUGACUCUGUGGCUGAAACUGAGAAGAGAAAGCCAACUCACAAGGCUCUGCUCAGGUCCUGCUUUAGCUGCUCUCGGCGGACACUGGCCCACAGGGAAAGGAGCCAAGCUUCCUGGUCGUCCUCCCACAGGAGCAUCUCCACCACUGGGAAGCCAUCCCAGGUCACCGGCCCAAGCACCGAGUGGGACAAAGAGGAGCAGCUCACUCCCUGUAGCAGCUACCCUUCCUCAGAGGAAGAGGACAAGCCCACCGCUGAGCCUGUUUUCCAGGUGGUCUACAAGAGUCAGGCCAAGGAAAGCCCAAGGGAGGAAUUCAGUGCUGAAGAGACCAAGGAAACUUUUGUGAAAGAUCAAACUGAAAAAAAUGACUAUGAUACCCCAGAAUACUUCCUGUCUCCAGCUGCUGCUCAUAGACCCAAGAGUCAGAAAUGUGUGGCCUAUAAGUUCCGAUUGGUGGUAAAAGCUGAUGGGACCCAGGAGACCAACAACGGCUGUCGCAAGGUGAAAAUCAUGCCCUGCUCCUCGCCAGUGUCUAAGGACCCUUCAACGAAAGGCCUCGAUCCCGCCCUCAGCCAUCAAAUGACCAAACGAAAGAGAAUGGUCCUUGUCAAAGAGAGGAAAGCAGCCCAGACCUUGAGUGCCAUUCUCUUGGCCUUCAUUAUCACAUGGACCCCUUAUAACAUCAUGGUCCUCGUUUCCACCUUCUGCGACAAGUGUGUGCCAGUCACCCUAUGGCACUUAGGCUACUGGUUGUGCUAUGUAAACAGCACUGUCAACCCCAUUUGCUAUGCACUCUGCAACAAAACUUUCAGGAAGACCUUUAAGAUGCUGCUUCUCUGCCGAUGGAAAAAGAAAAAAGUGGAAGAGAAGUUGUACUGGCAGGGGAACAGCAAGCUCCCCUGAAAAGUUAAUAAGUCCCCUCAAAAGAAAGACCAUGUCAACUUCCUCUGAGCAUGGGCAAGCUGAUUCUGGUUUGUUUGUUUUCAAAACAGGUAUCUGUCAUGUUGAGUUCCUGAGGACUUUGUGAAGGCUCAAAGUCUGUGGCCAAAAUGAAGGAGUCACAGCUGCCACAACUGCUGCCAUAUUGAAUGAUUCUUGUCUGUGACUAAGGUUACCUGGUGCCACUGGAGUUUGCCGUUGAAGAAACAGACUCAUGGCCCUUCACAAGAGGCGGCAUGCUGGGUCACAAUGAACAAUGACUGAGGGAGCUUUUGGCUAACCUUCUAUGAGGAACAGCAGGGACAAGUUGGAAACCUGCCAGAGAGUUUUGUGCCAUACGUAUGUGUCUAAGAAGUUGUCUUGUACCAGUGAGAACCAGAAGAAUGUAAGUCAGUGUCACCUGUUAACAAGAGUGGUAUUCAACCAGCUUCUAAGGCUAUCUUUAUAAGCUGAUCAGUAUUUAUUUACAAAGUAUUUAUUACAGAGCUAUUGUGUGUUCUGUACUGUGGUAUGUUUUCCUGUCCCUACAUCUAAGCGAAGCUCUUCACCUUCACAACCAAUGCCGAUUUCUGGUACCCACUGAAACCAUGCUGGUCCCCACAGAACCAUCCUUCCUCGCAAAAUCCUGGGUCUGGAAAGACACUGAAACCAAACCACACCCAGUCCUACAGAGGGGCCUCUAUUCUGCUAAUAAAGAUGAUCAAGUCUCCGAAGUCAGUUAUUCUAGUUUUUACCAGUGGGAAUUUUUCCUUUUAUCUAAACAAAUACUGUGUGUUCUAUUUUGUGUCCACUUGAACCCAUUUAUUCAUGCUCUGUUCUUAGGAAGACUAGCUGUAAAACAGCCCUUCACUGGGUAAAGAUCUUCUCCAGCCUACUCCAUCAUGGUUCUCUGAAAUUGUUUUCAGAGGUCUUACCUUCUAAUCCCUUCACAAGGCAAACCUGAGGCAAAAUGCAGAAAACAAAUCUGAGUUUACUUCAUGCUUUUGACCUUCUUCCAGGGCCCUUCAGCAGACUCCAAUUCACACCCAGGCAGAAGCAGGUCACUGCGCAGCCUCUAGCCAAAAGCGGAGGGCAUAGCAGGAGAAAGGUUUUCUUAUUUUUUUAUAGAUCCUGCAAUCAUGGCUCAGAAAUGACUUACUUAUUCAUUCCUCUCCAAAUUCAUGGUCAAAGAUGAGAAGU